Molecule: messenger RNA, 996 nt
Organism: Colletotrichum karsti
Lineage: Eukaryota; Fungi; Ascomycota; Sordariomycetes; Glomerellales; Glomerellaceae
Product: zinc-binding dehydrogenase
Exons: 2
Coding region: 1-996 (331 amino acids)
Biological process (GO): cellular response to oxidative stress
Cellular component (GO): cytoplasm
Molecular function (GO): zinc ion binding; quinone reductase (NADPH) activity
Source: RefSeq, a predicted model, not a curated record
AUGGCAACCCACCCCGAGACCAUGUCCGCCAUCCGCGUCCCCCGCACCGGCGGCGUCGAGGUCCUCACCCACGAGACCUCCGUCCCCGUCCCCGCCCCCUCCGCCGAGGGCCAGGUCCUCGUCCGCAACGAGUACGCCGGCGUCAACUACAUCGACACCUACUUCCGCACCGGCCUCUACGCCGCGCCCCUCCCGCAGACCCUCGGCCGCGAGGGCGCCGGCGUCGUCGCCUCCGUCCACCCCUCCGUCACCGGCUUCAAGGCCGGCGACAGGGUCGUCUACAUGGGGCCCUUCGCCUCCUACGCCACCUACUCCCUCGUCCCCGCCGACAAGCUCCUGCGCGUCCCGGACGCCCUGCCCACCGACAAGGCCGCCGCGGCGCUGCUGCAGGGCCUGACGGCCUGGACCUUCAUCCGCGAGGCCGGCGUCGUGGAGAAGGGCGAGUGGGUGCUCGUGCACGCGGCCGCGGGCGGCGUGGGGUUGCAGCUGGUGCAGAUGCUGCGGGCCGUCGGGGCGAAAGUGAUUGGCACGACGAGCAGCGACGAGAAGUGCGCGCUGGCGAAGAAGAACGGCGCCGAGUGGGUCGUCAACUCCAAGACGCAGGACCUGGUCGCGGAGGUGAAGAAGAUCACGGGGGGCCACGGCGCGGACGUCAUUUUCGACGGUGUUGGAAAGGCGACGUUCGACAGCGACCUCGAGAUGGCGGCGCGCAAGGGGCGGUUGGUCGUCUUUGGUAACGCGUCGGGUGCUGUUCCCCCAUUCGACAUUCUUAAGCUGGGACCCAAAAACUUGAAGGUCAUGCGCCCUGUGGUGAACAACUACGUGGCGACGAGGGAGGAGCUGGAGAAGUACAGCGCCGAGCUGUUUGAGAUGAUCACCUCGGGCAAGGUCGAGGUCGCCAUCCACAAGGCUUACCCGCUCGCGGAUGUCAAGGCGGCGCACACGGAUCUGGAGAGCCGUAACACCACCGGCAAGCUCCUGCUGAAGAUCGAUUGA